ACCAUCUGAUGUUGGAAUUACUGAACCAACAGCAGAAGCUGAAAAAUCAAUUCAUAAAAACUGAUGGCGUUAGAGCCUGGUAUGAUAUGUCAGGCAGCCCCGUAGAGCCUUUCAUUAUUGGUAUAGGCGGUGGUACUGCAUCGGGUAAAACAUUCGUAGCACAUGAGAUAGUUAAACGCUUAAAGAAUGUACAAUCUAUCGCUAUCAUCUCUCAAGAUAGCUUCUACGGAGAGAGAACACCAGAAGAAAUUGAACUGGCUCAUAAGAAUAUGUACGACUUCGAUUCCCCUCAAGCUAUCGAUAUGAGUUUGUUCACUUCCGUUCUGCAUGAUAUCAAAAAGUGCAGAGCAGUGCAGUUGCCAAACUACUCUUUCGUUACUCACUCACGUCUCCCUCAAUCUACAUAUCUCUACGGUGCGAGAGUCGUCAUAGUGGAAGGAAUUCUCGUCCUUACUGAUCCAGCACUGAGGGAUUUAUUCGACAUGAAAGUAUUCGUACAAUGCGAUUCAGAUGUCAUGUUAGCAAGACGUAUUAAAAGAGACGUUGUUGAAAGAGGUAGGGAUGUCGACGGCGUUCUCAAUCAAUUCCUUAAAUGGGUAAAACCAUCUUUUGAAAACUUCGUCCUGCCAUCAUCAAGGCAUGCCGACAUAAUUGUUCCUGGUGCAGCCAACUCUGUGGCUGUAGACCUAAUCGUCACACAUCUCAAGCAGCAGCUCACACAACGCUCUCGUUUCCUUCGUAAGGCUCUGUCUACUGCCUCACCAAGCUGUUCGGAUUUACCUCCAAAUGUGAAGAUCAUUGAACAGACUGCGACACGUAACGCACUACUUACCAUACUACGCGAUUUGGGCACUUCACGAACGAGGUUCGUCGAGACCGUUGACAGGCUUGCCGCACAUAUCGCCCAAGAAGUCUUUACCUUCCUUCCUCAUAGAUCACGCACUGUUACAACUCCAGUGUCCGCAGAAUAUGAAGGCAAAAAGCUUGACACAGAUAAUCUCUGUGCAGUUUCCAUUCAGAGAUCAGGAAGCUUGUUUAAUCACGGUUUACGUAGAAUAUUUCCGGCUGUUGCACUCGGUUCAGUGCUUAUCCAACACGACGAUGCUAGCGGUGAACCAGCACUUUACCACCAUUCACUCCCACAAUCAGUGAAAGACCCUAAGACAUCAUCACAAACAUGGGUUUUGAUUACUGACGCUCAGAUUGGUACAGGCGCAGCUGCUUUCAUGGCAAUUAGAGUCUUGCUCGAUCAUGGCGUUCAAGAGAAACAUAUCAUUUUCCUCUCAUUUUUGGUAGCUAGACGCGGUGGUGUUCACGCUAUAAAUUCUGCUUUCCCAGAUAUCAAAAUCUUGACAGCAGCUGCAGAUCCUCUCCUCCGUGAGGUUGAGGUUCCGAUAAGCCAUGGAGAUUCCGCACAAGUACCUCAUCACCAAGGUGAGAAGGUCGAUGGUAGAAGAACAAGUGUUAUUAGCUUAGAACAGCCUGCACGUAAGAAAUACUGGCAGAUCGUACCUGGAAUGGGCAACGUAGGUGACAGAUAUUAUGGUACCAAUUAAUUUCUAUUCAUUAUGGACUUACAAUAAUUUCUCUUUACCAAUGCAUUGAUAUUUUCAUUACAGAUACAGAUUCACUUAACGGGAUAUACAUUCAGAUCGUUAGUGUUGAAACCCUGAUGGAUGUUAUCGAAACAAAUGUCGCACCAAUAUGUUGAAUUCUCGGCACCCAGUCUGUCUUUAUAUGUGACUAGAGCUGCUUGCUUCUUAUCGCAAAUUCCACAGAUUGGUUUCUGAGUCCUAUCAAGCUUACUAAACUUGUAACGGGGUAAUGUCUCUCGGGUACCCUUCAACCUGUGUCUUCUUAAUAAAGGAUUGUGGGAAAUGUAAUACGUACCGUACGCCAGUUAUUUGGAGGGCAUGCUCACAGCCACCAGAGUGAACCAUCCAACCAAAUCGACCGGUACGUAUGGGAAGCUCUCCCAGUGGAACGUUUUCGAUGGAUUUGGUUGAAAUAUCUCUAAGCGAUAAUUGUUUAACAGAUUCUUCAUAAGUCUCCCAACCCUCUUUGCGUUUAUCAAGAUAGGCGACCGCCUCAAAGACAAAACAACUGCUUUUAUUUGAAGAUGCAUAGGGUGCUCCAUCCGCCUCGCAUUUUAGCUUAUCACGAAGAUGUCCUAAUGUAUGUUUCGAACUAAGGAGAACAACAUCUGUGCGUUCAAGUAUACCAUUCAAAGUUGGCACUUUAGAUUCUACUUCAAUUACAACAGUUGAAUAGUCCCAAUUUUUACCUCGUGCAUCUAUACUUUGAGUUUCUGCAGCGUUUACAUCCCCUUCAUCUGUAUUCCUCAUGUAAUAUUCCGUCAUACUGUCAUGUCUAGAUUGUGUUAGCAAACACGCAGAAAGAAAAAACACGGAAAAAAUAGCAUACUCACUGAAAGCAUCUCUGGGGUGGUUCAAAAAUGUCUUUUAUUUCAUUUGCUUUGUCAAUUGUCUUUGGUUUCCGCCUAUUCUUGUAUCUAUCGCUAUGAUCCUUAAUUGAUUGUAAUAAAGGGGGUGACGAGAGCAUCUCAUCAUCUUCUUUGCGUAUAUUCUCGAUAUGUUGAUUGAUUAUAUCCUCAUUUAUGUCAUUAUCAAUAGUUGGUUUAUUCAAACUACGAGCGUGGUUGAUAAAACUGUCUAUAUCAAUAGCCUGACUGGAUGGACCAUAGCUAUUCUUCUCAUUGAAUGUGGGUAGGUGUCUGUAGAAUCUGUUUAUCAUUUCAUUUGUUGCUUUCUAACGAUGACGACGUGAGCGUUUGGAAU
Messenger RNA from Wallemia mellicola CBS 633.66, 2798 nucleotides. Its product is annotated as armadillo/beta-catenin/plakoglobin. The coding region runs from base 9 to 1556 and encodes 515 amino acids. Gene Ontology annotation, cellular component: cytoplasm. The transcript is spliced from 10 exons. NCBI's taxonomy places the organism in Eukaryota, Fungi, Basidiomycota, Wallemiomycetes, Wallemiales, Wallemiaceae. Gene Ontology annotation, molecular function: kinase activity; ATP binding. The record is from RefSeq and is a predicted model, not a curated record.